GAGAGGAUCGGUCACCUUCUUUGCAACACCCAUCGGCAUAUUCCUGUUUUGAGAGAAGGGGGGGAAAGAGGGAGAAGAUGUGGAUCUUUUACAGUUCGGACGAUUCAAAGUGUAUCUUUUCUAUUUGGAACCAGUGGUGUUUGUAUUACGCAGCAGUGAUGUGUUUGUUGUUUUCGCCCGUAAGGAUGGACGACGCGUGCCCGUCGUCCUGCAUCUGUACCAGGGGCUUGAGGACGGUGACCUGCCGUGACGGGGACUACACCGAGGUACCCAGAGACAUGCCAAAGUGGACGUCCACCUUGACACUUACGGGGAGUAACAUCUCAACUUUACAGCGUGAUGCGUUCAUGACCAACGGCACGGAGUUGGAAAUGACAACACUCUCUCUGUCCUAUAACGGGAUACAGGCUAUUGAACCUUACGCCUUCCUGGGGCUUUCCCGGUUACAUUCGUUGGAUCUUAGCCACAAUCAGUUGGAGUUUAUCUCAUCCAGGGCUUUCCAUGGAUUACCCGAUCUGCGCUCUCUUAACCUGAAUUACUCCGUUUCUCCUGCGGCCACCGCGCAGCUCUCAGAUGCGCUCAACACACAAAGUUUGCGCAACCUGCACAGACUGGAGUUGGCGGGAAACAAGCUGACGUCUAUCCCCCUCGAGAGAUUAGAUGUCUUUAACCUCCACGAGUUGGUGCUGAUUAAUAACUCAAUAGAGAUCAUCGGGGAGGAAAAUGUAACCAGUUUGUACCAACAAAGGCGCAUACGCGUCUACUUGUCUUUAAAUCCGUUUCGGUGCAGCUGUGAACUGGAGGCGUUUUACUACUGGCUGAAGAACUCGUCCCAGUGCCUGGAUGCAGGGCGUCUCCUGUGCAGCGAGCCAGAGGCUAAGAGGGGGAUUCCCGUGGAAAAGCUCCGGGGAGAGGAGGUUGAUUGUAUGAACGAGAACCUGGAGGCGGUGUCAUAUGUUUUCCUAGGUAUAGUGUUGGCUCUCAUCGGGGUGGUGUUCCUGAUGGUACUUUAUCUCAACCGGGGAGGCAUCAAACGGUGGCUCAACAACAUCAGAGAGGCCUGCCGUGACCAGAUGGAAGUAUAUCAUUACCGCUAUGAGCAGGACUCUGACCCCAGACUGGCCAACGUGGCUGUUUAACCAGUCGAAACACCAAUCCAGUGCUACAUAGUGUGAGGACAGACGAUAUUACCAGGAUAACUUAUUUAUCAAAGACUGUGGCCUUGACCUGUCACAACUACAACUGAUGGUUUUUUAAAACUAGUUUCAUCACGUUCAGCCCAUGAAUUCACUCUGGGAGAUGCACAGAGCCAAAGGCAGUUAAAUAUAAGUAACUGUUCAUCCAGCACAACUAAAUACUUCAAUCUUCUCAGCAGUGUUGUACAUAUUGUAUAUAAGUAUCUCCUCAUAGCAGAAAUGCUUUCCAUCCGUUGUGUUAUCUUACACAGCCCCACUUGUUUAGUAUUUACCCUCAGUAACCGUCCAAAGCGCACAGUAAAGGUCCAUCAAAUUUCCAAUUUGAAAAGCUGAGUCAGCGUUAUUACCCAAAGCUGCGGCCCCUGCUUAAUAUUUUACAUUCAGGAGAACCUGCGCAGAGAGCAAGACUGCUUUUAAUCUACCAGGGAGUGCAUAUUGUCAGAAAACUGUCAGAGAAGGAAACUCAUUUGGCAUUUUUUUUUAUGGAGUGCCAUGUUUGUGGAAUAUGUUGCACACCAUGUUUUCACGAAGACCC
Messenger RNA from Pundamilia nyererei, 1731 nucleotides. RefSeq names its product trophoblast glycoprotein like (gene tpbgl). The record is from RefSeq and is a predicted model, not a curated record. Gene Ontology annotation, molecular function: protein binding. The transcript has a single exon. Bases 78 to 1139 code for a protein of 353 amino acids. Gene Ontology annotation, biological process: negative regulation of canonical Wnt signaling pathway. Gene Ontology annotation, cellular component: plasma membrane. NCBI's taxonomy places the organism in Eukaryota, Metazoa, Chordata, Actinopteri, Cichliformes, Cichlidae.